AUGGCUGAAUUUGCUUCCAGCAAUCAAGCCGAUACGGUAUUUUGCGCUGCUGAAAAUUCCGCAGGAGUUAACUCCCAUACUAAAAUGUUACCACUACCUCAGGAUGAACAGGAUGCCCUCAGCCCCGUCCAAGUUGGCGUCUCAUUUGCCGGAAUCUUGGUCUUUCGAAGCAGCAAACCGAGUUUCCAAUUAACAUGGGACAACAUGGUUAGUAUUCGAUUCAAAGGCAAAAAAUUCAUCGCUCAGCUUAAACAUCCUGCGGUGAGUACUGAUUUUAUCGUAAAACUGAAUGAGUACUUUCAACUUAAGUGA
Messenger RNA from Dicrocoelium dendriticum, 312 nucleotides. NCBI's taxonomy places the organism in Eukaryota, Metazoa, Platyhelminthes, Trematoda, Plagiorchiida, Dicrocoeliidae. The record is from the annotation of a GenBank genome assembly.